Messenger RNA from Momordica charantia (bitter melon), 3092 nucleotides. It is a transcript of the gene PWP2, whose product is annotated as periodic tryptophan protein 2. NCBI's taxonomy places the organism in Eukaryota, Viridiplantae, Streptophyta, Magnoliopsida, Cucurbitales, Cucurbitaceae. Gene Ontology annotation, molecular function: protein binding. Gene Ontology annotation, biological process: maturation of SSU-rRNA from tricistronic rRNA transcript (SSU-rRNA, 5.8S rRNA, LSU-rRNA); ribosomal small subunit assembly. Gene Ontology annotation, cellular component: small-subunit processome; Pwp2p-containing subcomplex of 90S preribosome. The record is from RefSeq and is a predicted model, not a curated record.
UUUGGCCGAAACUUUCCCGGCGGAAACGUAGCAGCUGCCGGCCAUGAACUACCGAUUUCAAAAUCUGUUAGGAGCGCCUUACAGAGGAGGAAAUGUUGUGAUUUCAGAGGAUACGCUGUUAAUCUCACCCGUCGGUAAUCGGGUCUCCGUUACCGACCUUGUGAAGUCCCAUACGGUGACUCUUCCCGUCCAAUCCUCGUCCAAUAUUUGCCGAAUCGCCGUUUCUCCUGAUGGCUUAUUCUUGUUCACCAUCGACGAGAACAACCGCUGCCUCUUCAUCAAUCUCCGACGCCGAGUGGUGCUUCACCGUAUUUCCUUCAAGAAGCCGGUCAAUGUCGUCAAAUUUAGCCCCGAUGGUGCGUUUAUUGCCGUUGGGACUGGGAAGUUGGUCCAAAUUUGGCGGUCACCGGGGUUCAACAAAGAAUUUUUCCCUUUUGAACUGGUACGAACUUUUGCUGAUUGUCAUGAUAAAGUUACGGCUUUGGACUGGAGUCCAGACGCUAAUUACUUGCUUGUUGGGUCUAAGGAUUUAAGCGUAAGGUUGAUUUUUGUGAAGAAAUUAAGCGGGAAUAAGUACAAGCCACACUUAUUUUUGGGUCAUAGGGACGCAAUUGUAGGUUCGUUUUUUGGGACUGAUAAGAAAACAAAUAAGGUAGUAAAGGUUUACACAAUUACGCGUGACUGUUAUAUGUUUAUUUGGGGGAUUGCAGAGAGUAAUUUGGAUGAAAUGGAAGUCUAUAAUUCAGAACCGCCUUCACCAGGGACUCCUGGGAGGGAUAGUGAAAGAAAUAUGGAGAGUGGUGGGGAUGUUAGUGUAAAGAAGAGGAAGAACUAUGGUGACGGUAAUGUGGAUGAUGAAGUUGAGUACUUGCUUAGAGAAAAAUGGAAGAUAGUGAGGAAGGAUUGUUUUUCUCAGGCUCCGGCGAGGGUGACUGCGUGUGAUUAUCAAAGGUACCUUGAUAUGGUGGUUGUCGGGUUCUCAAAUGGCGUUUUUGGGCUGUAUCAGAUGCCGGAUUUUGUGUGCUUGCACAUGUUGUCAAUAUCAAGAGAGAAAAUUACUGCAGCCGUUUUCAAUCAGCAUGGCAACUGGUUAUCAUUUGGGUGUGCAAAACUUGGCCAGUUACUAGUGUGGGAAUGGCGGUCAGAGAGUUACAUAUUGAAACAGCAGGGACAUUACUUUGAUGUUAAUUGUCUUGCUUAUUCUCCAGAUUCACAACUAUUGGCUACUGGAGCAGACGAUAACAAAGUCAAGGUGUGGACAGUUCAAUCGGGCUUCUGCUUUGUUACAUUCUCUGAGCAUACAAAUGCUGUUACUGCUCUCCAUUUUCUGGCGAAUAACCACUGUCUUUUGAGUGCAUCCCUUGAUGGCACUGUUCGUGCAUGGGACUUGUUUCGCUAUCGAAAUUUUAGAACCUUUACCUCCCCUACUUCCCGGCAAUUUGUUUCGUUGGCAGUAGAUCAGAGUGGUGAAGUUGUUUGUGCUGGAACAUUAGAUUCAUUUGAGAUUUUUGUUUGGUCGAUGAAGACUGGCCGUUUGUUGGAUAUCCUUAGUGGGCAUGAAGGUCCUGUUCACGGAUUGAUGUUUUCUCCUACGAAUGCAGUCUUAGCUUCUUCAUCAUGGGAUAAAACUGUCCGCUUGUGGGAUGUCUUUGAAGGAAAAGGGGCUGUUGAAACGUUCAAUCAUAUGCAUGAUGUUCUUACGGUAGUUUAUCGUCCAGAUGGAAGGCAGUUGGCCUGCAGUACAUUAGAUGGUCAGAUCCACUUCUGGGAUCCGGUUGAUGGGUUAUUGAUGUAUACAAUUGAGGGGCGUAGGGACAUUGCUGGAGGACGUUUAAUGACUGAUAGAAGAUCUGCCGCUACUUCGAGUUCAGGAAAGUGCUUCACAACAUUAUGUUAUUCUGCUGAUGGGAGUUACAUAUUAGCUGGGGGUUGCAGUAAAUAUAUCUGUAUGUACGACAUUGCUGAUCAGGUGCUGCUACGCAGGUUUCAAAUAACACAUAAUCUCUCUUUAGAUGGAGUUCUUGACGUUCUAAAUUCAAAGAAUAUGACAGAGGCUGGCCCGUUAGAUUUGAUUGAUGACAAUGACAGUGAUGUAGAAGAAGGGGUUGAUCAACAAACACGGAAGAAAUUAGGCUAUGAUUUACCUGGGUCCAUGCUCAAUCGUGGUAGACCAGUUGUGCGAACAAAAUCCUUGAGAAUCGCACCUACUGGUCGAAAUUUUGCAGCAUCGACAACGGAGGGAGUUCUUAUUUAUUCAAUUGAUGAAUCUUUUAUCUUCGAUCCAACUGAUCUCGACAUUGAUGUUACGCCAGAGGCGAUCAAUGCUGCACUUGAUGAAGAUCAGCCGAUCAGGGCCAUGAUUCUUAGCUUACGAUUAAAUGAGGAUUCUUUAAUAAAGAAAUGCAUAUUCUCUGUGAAUCCUGUGGAUAUAGCAGGAGUAAUCAAAUCGAUCCCGCAUAGAUAUUUGCAGAGGUUAGUCGAGGCAUUAGCGGAACUUCUGGAAAGUUGCCCGCAUUUGGAGUUUGUUCUACGAUGGUGUCAGGAACUUUGCAAAGCUCAUGGUAACCACAUUCAACAAAAUUCCAGAAGCCUACUUCCUGCCUUGAAAUCCUUGCAAAUGGCCAUCACCAGAACACAUCAGGAUUUGGCUGAUAUGUGUUCGUCGAAUGAGUAUUUGCUUCGGUAUCUUUGCUCGACAAGCACCAAGAAAGGAACAAGUUAAUAUCAUGGAAGAUUCUUGUCAUUCAGCAUGGCACCAAGCCAAAAGAUUGUGUUGCAGAGACAUACACGGUUAAAGCCCUUGAACGGUUGAGACUAGGAUGACGAACCUAUGGGUAUUGCCUGAGCACCAUAGCUCGGGAUCGCUGGAAAUCGUUUGGGCAAUGAGUUCUUAUCUAUUGCCUGUAAUUUUGUUGUCAAAAUCUUUCUGAUGGUUUUGUUGUACGUUAGAAAAAAAAAAGAUCCUCUUUUCUUUCAUUAUUAUUUUCUUUUUUGAAAAAGGAAAUAAGUUUUUUUAUUUGUAUUAUUGCCAUGUUAGAGGAUGAUGAACAUGAAAGUGAGUAAAAUGGAAGAAGAAUACCAAAUUUAAAGGA